Messenger RNA from Xenopus tropicalis (tropical clawed frog), 2808 nucleotides. It is a transcript of the gene creld2, whose product is annotated as cysteine rich with EGF-like domains 2. The coding region runs from base 125 to 1192 and encodes 355 amino acids. The record is from RefSeq and is a predicted model, not a curated record. The transcript is spliced from 10 exons. Lineage: Eukaryota; Metazoa; Chordata; Amphibia; Anura; Pipidae. Gene Ontology annotation, molecular function: calcium ion binding.
AAUGACCUGUGUAAGACUGCCCAUUAGGAAUAAUUAGCACAACUCUGUAUCAUUACCGACCAAAUCCCCUGUCCGUACAGGUACAGCCGCGGCUUUAUUGUAUACGGAGUGUGUGUAGGCUGCUAUGAAUGGGAGCAGAGCUUUGCACUUAGCCGCUUGGCUGCUGUUCUGUGUCUUCUGCUCUGCAGCUGUAGCCAAAAAGGAAUCAUGUGAGACGUGCAGGCAGCUGGUGGACAGGUUCCACAAGGGAUUAGAGGAUACAAGGAAAAAAAAUUUUGGAGGUGGAAACACAGCUUGGGAGGAAAAAACAUUAUCUAAAUAUGAAUCUAGCGAAAUACGCCUUGUAGAAAUUAUUGAAAAUCUCUGUGACAGCACUGACUUCGAAUGUAACCACAUGGUUGAAGAGCAUGAAGAACAAAUUGAAAAAUGGUGGUUUAAGAUGAAAAAGAAAUAUCCAGAUUUACUAAAAUGGUUUUGCAUUGAAACUAUCAAGGUUUGCUGCCCACCUGGCACUUAUGGACCAGACUGUUUAGCUUGUUUGGGUGGUUCAGAACGGCCGUGUCAUAACAAUGGUUUUUGUACUGGUGAUGGCACAAGAAUUGGAGAUGGAUCAUGUCAAUGUAAAGCUGAAUACACAGGACAAUUUUGCCUAGAAUGUGCAGAUGGAUACUACAGUUCUGAAAGAAAUGACACACAUUCAACAUGCACUGCUUGCAACCAAGCAUGUCAAACUUGUAAUGGCCCAUCUAAUGAAGACUGCAAGGAAUGUAAAAAUGGAUGGUUAAAAGAUGGAGGAAAAUGUGUAGACCUAAAUGAAUGUGCCUCAGAAGAGUCCCCAUGCAAGGAUAACCAAUAUUGUUUAAACACAGAAGGCUCCUUUUUGUGUAAAGGAUGUGAUAAAAGCUGCAUUAGCUGUUCUGGGGAAGGUCCUGAAAACUGUAAGGACUGCGCUACUGGCUAUGUUUUGCUAGAUGGAAUAUGCAUAGAUGUUGAUGAAUGUGAUGCCUCAGAAAACAUUUGUGUGCGAGAAAAUGAAACCUGCUUGAACACUGCAGGCAGCUACAAGUGCAUAUGCUCAGAAGGCUUUGAAGACAAAGAUGGAAACUGUGUGAAAGUUAUGGAAACAGAAGGUGAAAUGGGGACAUCAGAAAGCGACAUUAAUAUUUUAGAGACUGCACAUGAGGACCUCUGAUAUUCACCAAAGACAUUACAUUCAAUAUUUUAAGUUAUUUCAAUCUAAACUACACUCUACAAAGAAGGUAUAUAUAUGUUUGUUAAAGAAGUAACAACUGAGAUUGGAUGUGCCCUAAAAAAGCUGCAUAUGUUUCUUAAUACAACAACGCAAGAGUCAACCUAUAUUUUCAUACAAUACUUUGUAAUAAACUUGUUUCAUUCUGUGACCAUGUAUUGCCUGGUUCUACCUACUAUAAACAUACAUGUCUGGGAAACACUAGGAACAGAUAUUGCUGAAACUUUUUUAUUCUUUAAUUAUUUGAUUGUUCGCUCUAAAUACUGUUUCUUUAAUGCCACCACUUUUUUCUUUUUUUUUUCCUUAUUUUAGACAGCAGAACUGAUAUUAUCUCAUGGAUGGGCAACAACUGGUAGUCAAAUUUACCAAUGAAGCCCCACUUUGAUGAACUGGGGGUGAUUGGUUUUUGUAUUAAUGCCAUAGAAGAAUAAUGACAAUCUCUCCUUGAACCAACAGGGAAAGUCUACCUACUGUUUUCAUAACUGAAAAAACAAGUAUUUCUUGCAAGAUUAAAAUUCUAUUAAUUUCAGCAAAAUUCUUCACUAGUUACAAUCUGUUAAGAUGUGGCAGUGAUUGGAUUUUAACAGCUGUUGCCCAAAGGGUGAGACCCAUUUUAACCAGUAUCUUUUUUUUUCCCCAUUCAUCUUGUGGUUUAAUGGGCAAUGAAAUAACUAGUCCUUUCCACCUUGACCAAAGGAAUUGUUCAUUUAGGCAAUUUCUCUUCUCCCUAGAAUAUAAAACUAGAAAUGACUGCAGAAUAAAUUUGCACUGCAGUGUAUAUAAAACUAUUGUUUUGGUUUGACUGAACCAUGCUCUGUCAAAAAUGAUCCUGACAUUAAGUGUUACCCAGAGCACCCCUUGGCUGACAGUUAUACCCUGGUGACUUUUUCAGAAAUAUAUCUUGACAGUGUUUAGGGAACUGAAGUAUAUACAGGGGAGCACCCCCACCCUGAACUCCUGCAAGUUACCUCUCCUGUGCUCAGGCCAGGUGAAAGGGAGCCAUUGUUAGUGUAGGUCUAAAUGUGAUGCACAAUACAGUGCAUGUUCAGGAAGCUGUGAAUUAAUGGGACUUUUGCUAAUGAUGGAUAACUGGGUUAUAUAACACCACAAAUGUAAAUUCUAGAUUAAAUUGUGUAUUUAUAUCAUAACUGUUGAAAGGGUAAGAGCAGUUUUAUUUUAUGUUCUAAUGUUCAUAUGUUCUAAUUUAACUGGAUUAAACUUUUAUCAAGAGCAGAAUAGGGGCUAUAGAUAAAAAAUGCAACUGAAAUCGGCAAAAGGCAAUACCAUGAAUAAACACUUGAUGGCACCAAAACAUAAUCUGAAGGUGUAGUGAUUCAGUAAAAAAGUACAAAUCCGGUCUGACAUUUCAUUUGCUGUUACAGCCAUGAUUCAGCCUGCUGAAGCACAAGGUGGAUAUCAAUGGAUAGUAAAAAGAAUCCCCCGAUAUGACUAUAACGUGCAAUAUUUCUAUUAAGAUCUGUUCGGUUGUGCCAUAUCUGCCAUUUAAAGGUAGAUCAAAAAGCUAGAGAAUUUAAGAGAUCAAUAAAAAGUAACCUCUC